Molecule: messenger RNA, 2738 nt
Organism: Diatraea saccharalis (sugarcane borer)
Lineage: Eukaryota; Metazoa; Arthropoda; Insecta; Lepidoptera; Crambidae
Source: the annotation of a GenBank genome assembly
AUGCUACUUUUCUUUGUGCAUUGACUAUCCCAAUUCCCAGCUGAUUUGCAAAAGAUCGAAAAUAUUCAUUCAAAUAAUGUACUUAAACGUAAUAAAAAUUAAAUUCCUUUAAGAAGUUCAGAGAAGACAAUAUGAAUUUCUCUGAUAAUGAAGCUGACGACACGUCUAGUGUGGAAAGCACAUCAAAUACCGAUAACACAUCCCGCAGCGAGACACCAACAAAUUCACGAAUUAAAAAGAGGCGACGUGGAAAGAAGAAAACAACAAAAGCCGUGAAACCACCUUACAAAUUCAAUUGUAGUGCUAAAGAAGAUCACGGUCAACCUUUGUUCGGAUGCCAGUUCAACCACCACCUUGGAGAAGGUGAACCACAAAUAUUUGCUGUUGUUGGCAGCAACCGAGUAUCCAUAUAUGAAUGCCCAGAAGCAGGAGGUUUCAAAUUUUUGCAAUGUUAUGCUGACCCUGAUACGGACGAGACGUUCUACACGUGCGCGUGGUCGUACGAGGAGGACAGCGGGCUGCCGCUGCUGGCGGUGGCGGGGUCGCGCGGGAUCGUGCGCGUGUUCCACCCCGCCAGCAACGCCUGCAUCAAGCACUACGUGGGCCACGGGCACGCCAUCAACGAGCUCAAGUUCCACCCGCGCGACCCCAACCUGCUGCUCUCCGCCAGCAAGGACCACGCGCUGCGCCUGUGGAACAUCGCCACCGACGUCUGCAUCGCCAUCUUCGGCGGCGUCGAGGGCCACCGCGACGAGGUGCUCAGCGCCGACUUCGACCUCGACGGCCACAGGAUCAUGUCCUGCGGCAUGGACCACUCGCUCAAGCUCUGGCGGCUGGACAAGCCCUCGAUGAACGAGGCGAUCAAGCAGAGCUACAGUUUCAAUCCCCACCGGGCGCUGCGGCCCUUCAACUCGUUGAAGGAACACUUUCCCGAUUUCUCGACUCGCGACAUUCACCGAAACUACGUGGACUGCGUGAGGUGGAUGGGGGAUCUCAUUCUAUCGAAGUCGUGCGAGAACGCCAUAAUCUGCUGGAAGCCCGGGCGGCUGGAGGAGGCGGAGCCGCGGCCCGGCGACGGGUCGGUGACGGUGGUGCACCGGUUCGACUACAAGGAGUGCGAGAUCUGGUUCAUCCGGUUCGCGGUGGACUACAGCCAGCGGCUCAUCGCGCUCGGCAACCAGUGCGGCAAGACGCUCGUGUGGGAGCUGCGCGGCGCGGCGGGCGGCGCCCGGGCCUCCGCGCUGCUGCACCCGCGCUGCGUGGCCGCCGUCAGGCAGGUGACGCUGUCGCGCAACGGGCGCGUGUUGGUCACGUGCUGCGACGACGGCACCGUCUGGCGCUGGGACCGCGCGCACUGACGCGCCACUGGCGGCCACUGGCGGCCACUAGCGGCCACUGGAUACCACUGGCGGCCACUGGCGGCCGCACGCGUGCAGUAACUCCGCGUCGGUACAUCGACGAGCCAUGCUAGAUAACGACGCCGGUUCUAGGUAUUUUUUUUACUACAUUCAUUUUAUACUAUAACUAGCUGCUACUUGCGCCUGCGGCUUCGCCCGCGUGGUCCUGUACGGUGGCGUAGCUACAGGGUGGUGAGUCGGCAAAAUGUCACGGGCCCCCAGCUGGAAGGGGUACACGAUGAAUUUGUCACGUGUCUAUAGUUACGUCACUGCUCUUGUAUUAUACAUAUAAAUAAUCCUUUUGAAUCACUUGAUGGAAAACCACAUUAAUAUCCGUUGUGUAGUUAAAAGAUCUUAACGUAUACCAAAAAUAUAUAUAUAAAAAACUAUGCUAUGAUAACAGCAAUCGAUACCCAAAUAAACAGUUCCCUAGGCAUCACGCGGACGAAGCCGCUGGCGGAAAGCUAGUGUAAGAUAAACAUUGUUGCAGUGAUGGGACAUAUUGAUGUUUUUUUAAUUUUACAUAGAAAUAAUAAAGCCAAUCAAAAAUUUGAAUGUUACAUAUACACAUUACAAAUGUGUGCGUGACUGUGGAGUAGGGUUGCCAGAUAUUUGUUCAGCUCGUAAGGAACAAAUGCUUAAAUAGGGAAAAAAUACAAGACUCCUAUUUUUUAUCCGAGAUAAAUAAAAAAAAAAUAUUUUCUCGUGUCUUUUCUAAAUAUUGUUUAAAAUCACGCAUGUCUAAAUGCACGCAUGAUUUCACAUAUUUAAACAAUAAAAUUAUAAUCUUACUUAAAUAUGGAAAUUUAUUUCAUUGACAUUUAUACAAUUAUUUCUUAUAUCUGUCCAUUUUUAAUAACAUUUCAAAAAUUUAUAUACGGGACAGAUUCUGUCCCGGCAGCACAUUUGAAUUUAUACCUGAAAUACGGGACGUCUGGCAACACUACUAUAGAGGCACUAGUGUAUUAUUACUUAAAUGAUUAUAUGUGUAAUAUCAUACUGUGUAGUGUGUUUGACUAUAUUGUACUAGCCUUUUGAUCUAAGGCAAUGCCCAAAGGCGGGCCUCUUCUCGCUCAUAUAAUGUAAUUAGACCGCGCGUACCUCAAGAUGGCGCCGGGAACUCGAGCAUAGUCGCUGGGCCUUCACGAUAAUAGCCUAAUUGACUAUACUGAAUAUUAAUUAUUAUAUUUCUGGUACUUGAAACUCAAUGGAAUGACGAAUAUAAUUCACUAAAAUUAUUUUGUAAUUUAAUAAGUGGAACGACUAAUUUGUUGUUUAAGUUAAGCAUUUUUCUGUAUGAAUAGAACCACAAUGAAUAAAAGACUGAUUUAGUCAAAUUUU